CAACUCCGCACUCGUUGGCUAAAACGCGCGGGUCCUCACCGUCGAUGGUCCUCACACAUGCAGCAGUCGCGCGCAUUUGACGUCACGCGUGUCAGCAGCUGAUGGGUUUCGUCACUACGCGCCAGCAUCUGACAACACGCAGGAGUUGGAGCAGAGUAAUCGCUAGGAGGACUUGGGUUUCACCUUGUGAUGAACCCGGCGGGUUAGGGGCGGCCGAACCGGACCAGAGAUGCCGAAGUACUGCUCGGUCCCGAACUGCAGGAGCGACGGCAGCGACGGGAGGAGCUUUUACAAGUUCCCGCUGCAGGACCCGGUCCGGCUCCAGCAGUGGCUCAGGAACAUGGGACGGGAGAACUGGACCCCGUCUCGACACCAGUACAUCUGCCACGAGCACUUCUCACCGUCAUGCUUCAGGGUCCGCUGGGGGAUCCGAUACCUGGAGAGUGAUGCUGUUCCCACAGUUUUCCAAGAGAGCCAGAAACGGAAAGCCGCGGAUCACAGCGAGAGGAAGCCAAAGCGCCUCAGAGAUCACAGGAAUCAGAACUUUUCCGAUCCCAGUGACGGGACCGUGACCUUCAAACCCGUAGAGAUCCAAGGCGCGUUGCACACGGUUCACCUGUAUGAGUUUGCAGUCGACCAACAAGCAGAAAUGGGUUUACUGGAGCCGAGUGGCCUGGGAGAACCGGACUGUUCCGUCCAGACGGACCUGGACUCACUGCAACCUUCCUACCAGACAGAUGAUCCAAGUAACAACAUGGAGAGCGUGGAGGUGGUGGUAAUGUCUGAAUGUCCUGCUGGAGAUCAGGAUGACGAGCUUGUCCACGCCAUUUUAAACCAGGGCAGCACGCUGGUUCUGAAGGAGUCCAUCCAAGAUGUCUCCUGCUCCGCUGAAGACCUCUCACAAGUCCACGAAGGUCAAGAGGUCAUUGCUUACUUUGAGACGAUGCCAGACGUUUUUCCCAGCGAAACCUCAUCCCAGCUGGCCUUCUCCCCGGACACGGUGCUGUCACCAGCUCUGAGCUCCAAGCCCAUAUCCUCCACUCUGCCCAUCGUCUCCAAGCACAUCCCACCCUCAUCGCUGGUCCUCACCCUGGAGAGGCUGGACACGGAGGGGGAGGAUGAGGAGGAGGGGGGCGAAGGCACGUCGGAGGUGGAGGACAACGAGCAGCAGGACCAGCAGUUGGAGGAGCACCGCUACCAUAAGAACAGUCUGAGUAAGGAGCAGCUGGAGGCGAUCGUAGCCGGCCUGCAGAAGAAGGUGAAGGUUCUGCAGCAGCGACACCGCCGGCACCUGGAGAAGCUUCUGGGGCUGGAGAACACGGUGAGCCAGCUGCGCCAGAGCAACCUGCUGAACGAGGAGCGCCUGCAGCUGCUGGAGAGGGCGUACAUACAGACCAGUACAGCUGCUCCAGAUGCUGGUGAGACUGUUGCCAUCAUCUACGAGGAGGACAACGCCGCGUACUUCUACACGCCAGCCAGCGACGCAGGAGCGAUGGGUGUAGAAAACGCAUGACUGCGCUUCCUGUGUGUGUUUGUGCCAAAUAACCAGCAAAAUAAAAAGAUGUCCUUAAAUCAGAACGUGUGGGUGAGACGAGGCCGUGCGUCGCUCCAUCUGCUCUGAUCUUUGCACAAAUCUUAGAAAAGGGAGGAUUAGGAAUGUUAUUUAGAUUUUUCUCACUGCUUUCCUCCAACUUCUCUUUUGCAUAAAUUAUUGUUUAUAUUAAUGUGAAAAUCAUUAAAGAAAACUUUCAUGAA
Nothobranchius furzeri (turquoise killifish) is the source of this 1755-nucleotide messenger RNA. RefSeq names its product THAP domain-containing protein 5. The record is from RefSeq and is a predicted model, not a curated record. Lineage: Eukaryota; Metazoa; Chordata; Actinopteri; Cyprinodontiformes; Nothobranchiidae.